This is a messenger RNA of Miscanthus lutarioriparius, 2817 nucleotides long. The record is from the annotation of a GenBank genome assembly. Lineage: Eukaryota; Viridiplantae; Streptophyta; Magnoliopsida; Poales; Poaceae.
AUGGAUCUCGCCUUAGGGGCCAUGGCCAGCCUGGCCCCCAAGCUGGCGGAGCUGCUCCUGGAGGAGUACGUCAUGCAGAAGGGCCUGAAGCCCAACAUCGAGUCCCUCUCCAGAGAGCUUGUGAUGAUGAACGCCGCCCUCGUCAACGCGUCUCGGGUUCCACCGGACCAGCUUACUGAGGUGGAAAAGCUCUGGGCACGGCGGGUCCGGGAGCUGUCGUACGACAUGGAGGAUGCUGUCGAUGACUUCAUCCUGCGCGUGGCCGGCUGCGAGUCUGCAGCUGAUGCCACUGACGCCAACAUCUUCAAGAAGAUCCUUGGCAAAGCCACCGCUGCAGUGAAAGAGGGCAAGCAUCGCCAUCAGUUCUUCAACACGGUCAAACACAUAAAGAAGCUCUCCCACGAGCUGGCUGGGCUCCAUGCCAAGUACAUGGUUAGGGCCGCGGGUGUUGAUCUCGCCGCAAGCUGCGGUAUCGACCCUCGUGUCAUUAAUCUGUACAAGAAAGAGUCGGAACUCGUUGGCAUCGAGGUGUCAAGGGACAAAGUCCUCAGGAUGAUGUCUAUAGGGACCAAAGAUGAUACUCAUGCUCAUGCAUAUUGGGACCUGAAGAUAGUGUCUAUAGUUGGGGUUGGAGGAUUGGGCAAGACUACUCUAGCCAAAACAGUGCAUGAUAUUCUUAAGAAACAAUUCGACUGUUCUGCUUUUAUUUCUGUUGGUAGGACUCCUAAUCUGACCAGGACAUUUGAGAAGAUGCUAGUGGAACUCGAUCAAAAGUACUUCAUCGUUGUUGAUGACAUAUGGGAUGUUGGAUCGUGGGAAGCGAUUAGAUAUGCCUUGAGGGACAAUAAUUGUGGAAGUAGAAUCAUCAUGACUACUCGUAAUUUUGAGGUUGUCACGAAAGUAGAAGAGGUUUACAGACUAAAACCACUUUCUGAUGGAAACUCUAUGAAAUUAUUCUACAAAAGAAUACAGAGUCAGAAAGGAGAAAGUCUUGAUGGUGUAUCAGGUGAAUUGUCUAGUAAAAUCAUAGAUAAAUGUGGCGGUAUACCAUUGGCUAUCAUUGCAAUAGCUAGUUUAUUGGUUGAAAGACCAUGUGAGCACUGGUCAAAGGUGUAUGACUCAAUUGGUUUUGGGAAUGGAGAUAAUACAAUGAAGAUAAUGUCGUAUAGUUACUAUGAUCUACCUUCUUAUCUAAAGCCAUGCAUAUUGCAUCUAAGCAAUUUUCAGGAAGAUUCUGGCAUUGAUACAAAGAGUGUGAUUUGGAUGUGGAUAGGUGAAGGUUUUAUCCAUCUUGACAAAGAGGAGGGUAGCCUAUUUGAGGUUGGAGAAAGAUACUUCAAUGAGCUUGUCAAUAGAAGCAUGAUCCAACCAAUGGACGACACAUAUUAUCGGUUCACACAAUAUUUCCGUAUUCAUGAUGUUGUGUUUGAUCUUAUCCGUAAGUUGUCGGGCGUUGAAAACUUUAUUACUAUUUUGGACAGCAAAGAUCAACAUGCUUCAUCGGACAGUUUAAGAAAUAAGAAGAAAGCAGGCAUGCCUCAUUCGGACAGCAAGGUACGCCGGCUGGCUGUCCGAAAUCACCAUGUGCAGCACUUGCCUGAAGGCACCAUGCACAUGCCAGAGGUUCUGAGGUCGCUUCACAUUGAAGAUAGUAAGAUUGAGAUUAUGGCCCCACUUCAAAGGUUUAGAGUUUGCCGUGUGCUAAAUUUACAAAACUGCCAUGUCCCGAUCAGCCUAAAGCAUCUAGGGAGGUUGUUGCAUCUCAAGUACUUAGAUAUAUCUUACACAGUUGUUGAUGAGCUUCCUAAGGAACUCGGGAAUCUGAAGUCUCUUUUGACACUGGUACUAAUCGAUAUUGGCCUAGACGAGCUACCAGCGGCCGUGUGUUCACUUACACAGCUGAUGUGCCUGGUAGCUGUUGGGUUCAAAAAGUUCCCAACAAAGAGGAUGGGGAACCUAACGUCCCUGGAAGAGCUACAGUUAAAGACCGUAGUUGGCGGCCGGAGUGCCACCGAGGGCCUAGUGGCAGAGCUUGGCAAGCUGACGAGGCUGAGGGUCGUCACGAUCACCUUCUCCCAGGUACUAGAUGACAGUUUGCAAAAUGCAUUGGUGCAGUCUCUUUGCAAUCUACUAGAACUCCAGGAACUAGAGCUUUUUCCUACAGGAUCAUUCCAUCAGGGAGUCACUGUGUGGGAAGACUGGGAGGCACCUAGGCAGCUUCUACGCCUGCUUAUACAAGGUAUCACCUUCUCACGGCUGCCUCGGUGGAUCAAUCGCUCCCGCCUGCCACGCCUCUCCUUCUUAUCUGUCAGUGUGUAUGUUGUUGAAGUACAUGACCUAGAUAACCUAGUGAGAUUGCCAGAGCUGAGCUACCUCGAGCUAGGCAGUUUCAGCUGGCCUCCAGGGUACACUGUUGGUACGGACGGUUUCAGGAAUCUGAGGUUCUGCCAUGUGGGCACAGCGCUCAAGUUUCAUAUGGGCGCCAUGCCAAGGCUUGAAGAGCUGCGGUUUGGAGUUUUGGCAGGGUAUUGGAGUUGGCACGUAGAUGGUGUGCCAUUGGAGCAGUUCCCAACAAAGUAUGUAAUUGGAGAUCUUGAAUUGGGCCUGGAUAAUCUCCUUUCACUUGAGAAAGUCACGGUCAGAGUCAACUGCACGGGUGCUACUGCCUCAGAAGUGCAGGAGGUGGAGGCCAUGGUCACGCGUGCAAUGGAAAAUCAUCCCAACCAUCCAACCAUGAAAAUGGAUCGAGUAUAUGAAGAAAAUGUGUUAUCUGAUGAACACCGGGAGGCUCGGGUGAGGCUGUCUCUUCUAGUCUGA